GUUAUCUAUGGGUGUGUUACAUGUCGUAAACUUUGUGGUGCGCCCCAGACACAAAAGAUGGCAGACCUUCCCGCGGACCGCCUUUCAACUGAACCUCCAUUCACAAAUGUCAGCCUGGACGUCUUUGGCCCAUGGAUGGUGUCUUCCCGUCGGACUCGAGGUGACCCUGCUCAGAGUAAACGGUGGGCAGUGUUAUUUACUUGCAUGAGUGUAAGAGCCAUACACAUCGAGGUCAUCGAGUCACUAGAUACUUCAAGCUUCAUUAACGCCCUGAGGCAUUUCCUCGCCAUCAGAGGCCCAGUGAAACUCAUCCGUUCUGAUCGAGGAACUAACUUCGUCAGUGCAUGUAAGGAGCUCAAGAUUCCUUCCAACAUCGACAACAGUUCUGUGGAAAAGUUCCUAUUGGACCAAGGUUGCAAAUGGAUUUUCAAUCCUCCCCAUGCCUCUCACAUGGGAGGUUCUUGGGAGAGGAUGAUUGGUGUAGCAAGAAAGAUCUUGGACUCUAUGUUCUUGCAGCUUGAGGCAUCAAAGCUGAGUCACGAAGCACUCUCCACACUGAUGGCAGAAGUGGCUGCCAUCAUCAACGCUCGUCCUCUUGUACCGGUUUCUAACGAUCCAGAUGAUCCACUCAUACUUACACCGACAACCCUUCUCACUCAGAAAGUGAGUCUCCCUUCUGCUCCAGUUGGUGACUGGAUCAAAGACCUUCAUAAACAUCAGUGGCGCCAGGUCCAACACCUGGCUUAAACCUUCUGGAAUAGAUGGAAGAAGCUAUAUCUUCCUUCACUUCAGCCACGACGGAAGUGGCAGUCUUCCCAGCCCGACCUCCAGCCUGGAAGUGUUGUUCUUCUCAAGGAUGACCAACUACACAGAAAUGAAUGGCCUCUGGGACUUAUCACUCAAGUGUUUCCCAGCAAAGACAGCAGGGUACGCAAGGUGGAGAUCAAAGUCUCCAGGAAAGCAGGGACCAAAGUGUUGAUGCGGCCUGUUAACGAGUUGGUUCUGCUUUUAACUCCUGAGAAUAAGCCAUGAUUAUGUUCUGUUGAGUAGUGGCAGGUUUAUCCCGCCAGGCGGGGAGUGUUCUGUAACCAUUAGUUCAGUUCUUAAUAUUUUCCUAGGUAGACUGAUUUAUUUACAAGUAGUGGUCCCUUUAAGAAAAGACAGGAAGUUAGCAACAGGAAGUCAUAGUCAGGAAGUAAAGGAGUCACAUUGUUAAGAGGACAGCCAUCUUCCAACUGCCCAUUUCCAUCCGCAGACAUCUGCAUACAUCUUAUGCCAUACGUAGCAUCGUCGGUAUGUAAUGUUGUUUUAUAUUCUUAUGUUCAAUUGCAAUUCAUUAUUUGUCAUUUUAGAAUGUUUUUAUCUGUAGUUUGACGCACAUUGCUAUCAAGCUAUUUUUAGUUGAUGACAUGGAGCAAAAGAGCUUACAAGCUAGCUUUAGUUAAUUUAAAGCAUAAUGUAUGAUUAUGCCCUUUGUCUGUUCUCAGUUUCACCCUUUUUGUAGUCAAUAAACCUGUGGACAAACUGAUGACUGUCUCCAGAGUUUUGUUAAACGGAAGGUGUUUAAGCUUACUGCCAAGAUAUAUUCGAUACAUGUAUUGAGG
Labrus mixtus (cuckoo wrasse) is the source of this 1604-nucleotide messenger RNA. RefSeq lists its product as uncharacterized. Lineage: Eukaryota; Metazoa; Chordata; Actinopteri; Labriformes; Labridae. Gene Ontology annotation, biological process: DNA integration. Bases 58 to 747 code for a protein of 229 amino acids. The record is from RefSeq and is a predicted model, not a curated record. The transcript has a single exon. Gene Ontology annotation, molecular function: nucleic acid binding.